Messenger RNA from Closterium sp. NIES-65, 4878 nucleotides. The record is from the annotation of a GenBank genome assembly. NCBI's taxonomy places the organism in Eukaryota, Viridiplantae, Streptophyta, Zygnematophyceae, Desmidiales, Closteriaceae.
AUGGCCAAACUCUUUUCGAAGCUGCCCAACACGCACUCUGGGCAGGAGAAAGAAAAUCCUCGGCACAGGCAGCAGCAGCAAGAAGCUUCCGCCCAGUUUCAGGAGAGCCGGUACGUGUUGUUGCCUCAAGAAAGAAGCUUCCUCUCUACUUCCCAGCUAACCAGCUCGAACCACAUCCCAACCACCAACCCCAGGCCUUCACAGGUGUUCCCCCACCCACAGGUCUCACAGGGCUCACAGGGCUCGCAGGGCUUAGAUAGGGACCGAUCAAGGGGUGCAGCAGGGGAUGAGAGGAUACUUUCGGCCGCUGGAUUGACUGUUCCUGCUGCUGCGCCUUCUUCGUUCGGUGCAGUUGGGUCUGUUCUUACGGCUGGAGAAACGGGUGGUAACCCGAGUGCUGCUGGUAACCAAGCUAUGGUUACAGAGGCGCCAAGCUCCGUGCUUCCCUUCCUGGGCUUCUCUAGGAGCUCCCUCCACGCCCCUAGGUUCCUGCGGCCCCCUAAACUCCUCUCCUUGUCCCUGAUGCCUGGUGGUGGUGCUGCUGCUGGGAAGGCGGGGAUGGGCAAGGAGGAGGGAAGGGGUAAGGACGGAAGAGGCAAGGAAGAGGAGGGGAAGGAGGAGGAAAGGGGGAAGGAGGAAGGGGUGAAGCAGAAGCAGAAGGGGAAGGGGAAGAGGGUGGGGUUUGGUGCGGUGGAGUGUGUUGCAGGGCCUCCUGCCGCUGCUUUAUCGGGUAUGUGGAGGGCGGAGGAAAGGUGGGAGGAGGAAAGCAGGGAGGUGGAGAGGGGGGAGGAGGAGUGUGGGAGAGGCAAGGAGAACAGGGGAGUGAAGAGAGCUAGUGUGAGUGGAGUGGAGUGUGUAGCAGGGCCGCCUGCAUCUGCUCUUGUGGGCAUAUGGAGGGAAGAAGAGAGUCAUGAGGAGGAGGAGAGUGGAUAUGUUAAGAGAAAGGAAAGGGAAGGGAAUGGGGCUAAAAUCGUGGGUUUGGGUGCUGCGGAGCGUGUAGCAGGGCCAUUGGGUUCUGCUUUAUCGGGAGUGGAAGGUGCAGGUUUGGAGGAGAGGUUUGAUGCGGGCAGGUUGAAAAAACAGAUGGCUUGUGAGCUGGAAGCAGCACUGGCGAAGCAGGAGAUUAUAAUGAAGCGGCAGGAGAUGCUUAUAAAGGAGGGGAAGAAAAGGGAGGAGAGAGCGAGAAAGGAGAAGCAGAGGAGGGAGGAGAGGAUGAAGAGGAGGGAGGAGAGGGCAGGUGGGAAGGCCGGGGAGAGAGUGUGGAGGGAAGUGGGGACGGAGGGGGAGAGGGAAGUGGAAAGGGAGGAGGAGGGAGAGGGGGAGGGGGAGAGGGAGGGAGAGAGGGAGGGGGAGAGGGAGGGGGAGAGGGAAGUGGUGAGGGAGGGGGAGGGGAAAGGGGAAGGGGGGUAUGGAGCUGCAUCGGAGGAGAGAGGGGCAGAUGGUGUGGAGGCAAGUGCAAGAUUUGAUCAUGUGAAGGCUGUAGCAGCGGAUGUGGUAGGGCGUGUAGGUGCGCAUGUAGCAGCAGGUAUAGGACAGGAUGUAGCAGGGUCUGUAGCAGCAGGUAUAGGACAGGAUGUAGCAGGGUCUGUAGCAGCAGGUAUAGGACAGGAUGUAGCAGGGCCUGUAGCAGCAGGUAUAGGACAGGAUGUAGCAGGGUCUGUAGCAGCAGUUAUAGGACCGGAUGUAGCAGGGCCUGUUUCGUUUGCAGUGGAUGUAGCAGCAGCGGCUGCUGCUGAUGUAUCUGGUGCUGAUGUGGCUGUUGUCGAUGGCGAUGUGGCUGUUGCUGACGUGGCAAUUGGAGAUGUGACUGAAGCUGACGUUGCUAAAGGCAAGGGCGCUGGGAAGAAAGGCACGAAAGCUGCAGCAGUGACUAAAAGAAAGGGCGUUCUUAAAAAGGGGGGAAAGGGGAAUAAGGAGGGCGACAGGGGCAGUGCAGCAGUGAAAGCGGGUGCGAAAGCAGGCAAGGGAGAGAAAGAGGGACAAGGUGCCAGCAGCGUUCAGACUGCCGUGAGCGCUACAGCCGCCACUGCUACAGCCGCCACUGCUACAGCCACCACUGCUACAGCUGCUGGCAGUGAGCAGUUUACUGUGCACGCCCCUCCUCCCAGCAUUGCCCGCAUUCAAUCGUUGAGCGACAGCUGGCGUGCAAGCCACGAGGAGAUGUUUUUCCAGCUGCUGUGCUCGCGGGGGGCAGCACUGCUGGGAGGGAUGGGGGGAGGUGCAGGGCUGGGGGGUGGGGCAGGGAUAGGGGAAGGGGCAGGGCUGGGGGGAGGUGCAGGGAGAGGGGGAGGAGGAGAUGGGGAAGCAGGGAGAGGGGAAAGAGCAGUCGGCGGGCUGCUGCCGUUGGGGGGAAGAGGGGCAGGGAAGAGGGGAGGGGUAGACAUGGGGGGAGGGCCAAGGAUGGGGGGACCGAGAGGGAUGGGGGGAGGAGAUGGGGGGCUGCUGCCGCUGUUGGCAAGGGCUGGGAAAGGAGGAAAGGGAAGAGGGGAGGAGGAUGGAGUGGGGAGAGGAGUGGAAAAGGCGGACGGGAGUAAGGGGAAGGGUUGUGGGGAGGAUGGUGGAAGCAGGCGGGAGAGGAGUGAGAGGGAAGAGGAUGAGAGAGGGUGCGCUGACCGCCCAAGCAUAGAAAAAGCUAAGGGAGGUGCAGGGGGAAGGGCAGAGGCAGGGGCAGAGGCAGGGGAAGAGGCUGGGGCAGAGGCAGGGGCAGAGGCAGGGGCAGAGGAAGGGGCAGAGGAAGGGGCAGAGGAAGGUGCAGAGGAAGGGACAAAGGAAGGGGCAGCGGCAGGGGCAGAGGAAGGGGCAGAGGCAGGGGCAAAGGAGGGGGCAGAGGCAGGGGCAGGGGAAGAGGCAGGGGAAGCUGGUGCUCCGCUAGAGGCUGAUGCAUUACAAGGCCAUGAAGUGAGACAGCUAGAGGCAUAUGCGCUACAAGGCGGUAGAGAGACAAGAGCUUUAUCCCCUCUCACGGCAGAUGCAUUACAAGGUAGUGUGAGGGAGAACGGCAUCAAGAGCCCGCGCAAGCCUAAGAAGCAAAAGGAGGUGAAAGAGAAGGUGAAGGAGAAGAAGAAAGAGAAGGAGAAGGAGAGGGAGAAAGAGAAAGAGAAGGUGAGUGGGGUGAAGGCAGGUGGGAAGAAGGGGAGGGCGAGCACAGGAAAGGUGGAUGCUGGAGGGAAAAGUGUCACUACUGCUGCAGCUGGUUCCACAGCCAUUGCGACAACCACUGUUGCAACUGCCGCUGCCAGUGCAACAGCCUCUAUUCCAGAGCAUGGAAAAGCACGGGGAAUGGGCAGCGGCACAGCAGAAGAACCAGCAGAAGGUGUUCUACUGAUAAACGGCAGCAAAAAAGCAGACGAAUUAGAAAAUGGGGUGGAGGGCGGAGCAAGGGGAGGAUCAGCAGCAGUUUUGAAAAUCCUAGAAAACGGUUCAGAUAUUGAAGGCAGCUUUCUUGCAGGAGAUAUGGAGAGUGGUCUGGGGAAGGAAACAACAACAGAGGCUGGGGAAGGAUCAGAAGCAGGGGAGAGCAAGGGGGAGGAGGCUGUAGGAGGAGGAUUAGCAGCAGGGGAUGGCGGAACUACAAAGCUGGGAGCGUCAGCUGCAGCAGAUGCAGGUCCGGAAGAUGGAUCUAGAAAGCUGAGCACGAGCAGUAGUGAAGUGAGAGCGCUGGCAAUGCUGGUGACUGAACUGGCCUGUGGGCCGGGGCAAGGGCGCGAAGACGUGACUGUUGAGGCGCCUCAUAAGGCUACUGUUGUGGCAGACUUGGCUUGUGUGCAGGUGCAAGGGCGAGAGGAGGUGAGAGAGGUGCAGCAGCGAGGGGAGGUGAAAGAGGAGGAUACUCCUGCUGCUGCUGCUGCUGCUGCUGCUGCUGGUAAAAGAGCACAUGCGCUGGGGGAAGAGGAGUUCAAGGAGGCACGGCAAGAGGAGGCGUUUGGAGUAGACCUGGGGCAUCAGGCAGAGCCGGUUGCUGCUGCUGCUGCUGCUGCUGCUGGAGAAUUUGCAAACCCUGCAUCUGUUGCAUGCUCUGCUGCAAAUUCUGCUGCUGCAGCUCCAAAGGGUGCAAGCACCCCGGCACAGGGACGGCAGAGGGCAGUGUCCUUCCACCCGGAUGUGCUUGUAAAGACCUUUGCAGUGGAGGCGGGGCAGUUACGGCGCAAGGUGGUGAGGAAGAGGCGGCACCGGCAGCAGCUGAUCGACGUGCCUGUUGCUGUGGUGGCUGCUGCUGUUGCUGCUGCUGAAGCUGCCGCCGCAGCUGCUGCUGCUGCUGCUGCCGCCAUGCAGGAAGCCUCAGCAGCAGCAGCAGCAGCAGCACCAGUACCAGCACCAGCAGCAGGAGCAGCAGCAGCAGCAGCAGCAGAAAAUGCUCCUCUUCAGGUGCCGUUUCUGCCGCCGCCCCAGGUGGCUCCUCAGGUGCCGUCUCAGGUGCCUGGUGACGUUCCUUGGCCGGGCCUCCAGGCACCUGAUCAGGUACCUUUUGAGCUGCUUAACAGAACGCCUGUGGAGAUGGGACCAAUCUGCCAGGGUGCAGCAAGUAACAUGGAGUGCUGUAACCAGUAUGCUUUGCCUGAGUCUCGGUGUGUGUCAGCAGCAGCGUCAGGAGAAGCAGAGGGGGGUGCUUUGUCAGCAAAUGAGGUCUUUGGGCUGCGGCAAACAGUGGUUGAUGGGGAAAUUGAAGGUGAUGGUGAUGGGGCAAGAGGAGAGGAGGGUGGUUCUGGUGAAAUGGAGGGUUGCGGUUUGGAUGGGACAUAUGUGAUGGCGAAUGGGCUUGAAUGCCAAGAGCAGCAGCGAGGGGAAGGGGUAGCGAAGAAAAAAACCAAGGGAAAACAAAACACAGGAAAAGAGAAAGGUAGUAUCAAGAAGAAACAAGCACCUGGCAAGGUGAAGUAA